AUUAGUAGUCACGUACUGGAUCAGUGGAUUACGCGUUCCUUCUACCGACCUCCUACAUACCUUCAUUGACUUUGAGAGCUGAGAUGCUGUUACGAAUUAGGUCGAAGGAUGGAAACUUUCGUUUCGAACUCCCUUCAACCGCUGACAUUUCAGUGCUUGUGAACAAGAUCUUAGAGACUACUGUGGAUGCCGAUCCUGCGUCUCUUACUGUCUCGAAUCAACCCCGGGGCAAUGAAACCUCAGUGUCCACUCUGAAGGGGCGAAAUCUGCAAACACUCGGACUGAAACAUGGUGAUAUGAUAUUUGUGGGAUAUCAUACCAAAGCCCCACAAGCACCCACAGCACCCACAGCAUCGACGUCUAUUGACACACCGAGCUCGACGCGACUUCAGUCAAAUAUAUGGGAAACUAUACAAGAGGAUGCGGUCGACGUCUAUUGGCGCUCGAAAGACGGAAAAAUUCCACGAGGUCGUGAUGCGCGGUUUUGCAAACAUGGCGCCAACGGGAUGUGUGACUAUUGCAUGCCACUUGAGCCAUACGAUACUGCUUAUCAGGCCGAACAUAGCAUAAAGCAUCUGUCAUAUCACGCUUAUCUUCACAAGAUAUCGCCAAAGACGUCAUCCGCUGCCGUCUCUGCUAUUCCUCCCCUAUCCCCAUUCUCGUACAAGGUUAAAGAUCUGUGUCCCAGCGGCGGGCACCCACCUUGGCCAGCCGGAAUAUGUACGGCAUGUCAACCCUCUGCGAUUACGCUACAGUCUCAGCCAUUCCGUAUGGUCGAUCACCUGGAGAUCGCUUCACCGGAAAUUAUAGAACGCUUCCUCCAAGCUUGGAGAUCUACAGGGCUGCAAAGGUUCGGCUGGCUCAUUGGACGGUACGAGCCAUAUGAAAAGGUUCCUAUGGGUAUCAAAGCUGUGGUCGAAGCCCUAUAUGAGCCACCUCAAGAAGGCGAACUUGAUGGAUUGACUCUUGGUAUCCCAUGGGAGGACGAGCCUCGCAUUCGAGAGCUAGCCAAGAUGGCUUCGACUCCAUUGUCCAUUGUCGGUUACAUUUUCACGGACUUGAACCCAGAUCCAGAAGAUAGGACUAAAAGCAUAUAUAAACGCCACCCUCAUUCCUUCUUUGUAUCCUCCCUGGAGGCCAUCUUUGCUGCCACUAUACAGAAGGCCAAUCCCACCCCUUCACGCUCAUCUCCUAGUGGCGUAUUCGGAUCACGAAUGGUCACUGCAAUUCUUACAGCUACGGAAGAUGGAAAAGUGGACAUAUCUGCAUAUCAAGUUUCCGAGCAAGCGUGUGCCAUGGUGGACGCUGAUAUGAUUGAAGCCAGCGUGGAACCUGGAAUUGUUCGCGUUAAAGAGGAAGACCGCAGUCAGGAUGCGGCACGUUACGUGCCCGACGUAUUUUUCAGGUAUAAGAAUGAAUACAACCUCGAAGUCAAGAAGAGUGCCAAACCCUGCUUCCCGGUUGAAUACCUCCUCAUUAACGUCACGCAUGGUUUCCCCCAGAGUCCAUCACCACUGUUUCGUUCGAACCAGUUCUCCAUUGAGAAUCGCCCAGGACUUGAUGACCAACACAUAGAAGAUGUGCUCAAGACUUUUGCCAAGCUCGGCGCUCCUCAGAUAUCAGACAAUACGUUCACGGGCGAUGCAUCAAAACGUCUGGAGCUCGCCAAAUGGCUCAGCGACUGGCAUUUAAUCGCAUUCCUUGAGACAACACAACUUGUGUCGAAGGACGAUAUGAAAGUUCUCGUCAGCACAGUGACUUCACCAUCCUUGUUGGGGGACCCAUCGGCACUGGACGCACUUUUCAAGACAGAAAGCUGGCAAACACUCAUGACCUUUACCCGGGAGAGUGCUCCAUCGUUACCAUCCGCAUCUGCACCUGGUCCGUCAUCGUCACACAUCGACGAAGACAUACCACAAGAUGUAUUCGAUCAAAUUGCCGCUGAGGAAGCUGCUCGAAGGGAAGGUCCUAGCGGAGUGAGCUCAGGCAUCAAGAUUUGUCCACACUGCACAUUUGAAAACCCGAAGGGAGAGACAGACUGCGAGGUGUGCGGAUUGCCCUUGGGCUAAUGGUUGACAACAGAUCGAAAGCAUUGCCAAGAAGGAAGAAGAGACGUCAUUGCCUAGAUUGCACAAGUGUAACAACGGGAAUAAUGGACAGAGGAAACGCAGAGAAGCCAAUGUUGUAGGUCUAAAAAUGUGGUAGAAACGAACUGAGACCACGAGUGAGAUGCCGAUCUGGGACCACAUUAGUGAAGUGUCGUCAAAGUAUCGUAAUGGAAAAAAAAUAGUAUCCAAAUAAGAAGCCAAAAUCCAUAAUAGCAAGUGUCCAGAAGGCACUGCUUAGAGAAGGUUCCUCAUGCGAACGCCC
Molecule: messenger RNA, 2370 nt
Organism: Suillus paluster
Lineage: Eukaryota; Fungi; Basidiomycota; Agaricomycetes; Boletales; Suillaceae
Product: NPL4 family-domain-containing protein
Exons: 7
Coding region: 84-2069 (661 amino acids)
Biological process (GO): ubiquitin-dependent protein catabolic process
Cellular component (GO): nucleus
Molecular function (GO): ubiquitin binding; ubiquitin protein ligase binding
Source: RefSeq, a predicted model, not a curated record